Megachile rotundata (alfalfa leafcutting bee) is the source of this 451-nucleotide messenger RNA. Its product is annotated as putative isoaspartyl peptidase/L-asparaginase CG7860. Gene Ontology annotation, cellular component: cytoplasm. The record is from RefSeq and is a predicted model, not a curated record. Gene Ontology annotation, molecular function: hydrolase activity. NCBI's taxonomy places the organism in Eukaryota, Metazoa, Arthropoda, Insecta, Hymenoptera, Megachilidae.
AUGUUGUUUUAUGUUUUGAACCUCAAAAUUAUAUGUUUAGAGUUAAUAAUUUCUAUUCAGUAGUGGGUGAUAUUCUUUGAUAGUUAUUUCAUUUAGAACAAAAAUGCAGUAUGAAAAUAUUACAGCAUAUUCCAAUUUAUCAAAUAACACGCGAAAGAGAAUUGGAGAAAGAGAAUGCAAAUGUUAUGAAUCUAAUAGUCCAUGUAUAAUAGUACACGGGGGUGCAGGAGAUUUUAGCGAUUCUAUAGUUAUAGAAAAAAUGACAGCUUGCAAAAAAGCUGCCAUUAAUGGAUAUAAAAUGUUAUUAAACGGUGAGAACUCGGUGGAUGCAGUAGAAACAGCGUUGUGGUGGUUAGAAUGCGACGAAUUCUUUAAUUGUAGUUAUGGAUCUGUGUUAAAUGAAUUAGGUAUUUCUAUAAUAGCAUUUUAAUAGGCUUCAACUAAAUUAUAC